This is a messenger RNA of Paramecium tetraurelia, 960 nucleotides long. RefSeq lists its product as uncharacterized. The record is from RefSeq and is a predicted model, not a curated record. NCBI's taxonomy places the organism in Eukaryota, Ciliophora, Oligohymenophorea, Peniculida, Parameciidae. The transcript has a single exon.
AUGAAGUCAAAACUAGACUCCUCACAUCUAUCAAAGAGCUCUGGUGCUAAUGAUUCAAGAAUAUUGAAAUAAACUUACAAUCCUUUAUUUAAAAUAUACCAUAUCGAUACAAAGCAUAUUUUAUGUAAAUCCUGCAAAAUGCUUGUAUUAGAGAAGGAAGCAUACAAGCAUUUAUAUGACGAUCAGCAUGUUCAUAUCUUAUAGAAAGAGUUCUUGAGGAAUAAAAUAAAAUCGGAAUCUAAUCAUAGACGCCGCGAAGUCAAAUCAGAUAUCAAAUAGAAGUCAUUUUCUUAGUAAAGUAUGAAGAAACAAUCUGAGAAGGGUAGUUUAAAUAAAAGUAGAGAUAGUACAAUUGGACAAUUUAUUAAAUCACAUUAAUAAUUUGUAAGUAAAUUAGUGGAGGAUUUAAAUUUAAUUGGUCACAGUAAUCUAUCCCUAGUAGUUGCUUUAUUGAGUGAAACGUAAUGCAAGAUCAACAUGAUAUAUGAAUUGAAUUUUUCAAAAAUAAGUGAGUAAGGAACUUGUUUUGUUAUUCAAUAAAACAAAUAGAGCUAGCCAUCUUAUUCAAUUAACAAAUAGAGGAUGCCAGAAUUUUUGUAGUAGUUCCUACAAAAGAAUUUGGGAUCGAAUAAAAGCAUAAUGGAUUGGAAAUCAAGGAAUAAAUGCACUUAUUUAAGAUACCAGAUACAGCAGUGUUGCAAGAAAUUAGCCAAAUUAACAAAAAAUAAGGAUUACCAGAAGUUUUUGAUUGGGAUAAGAUUGAGUCACUUAAAGGGUUUGGGAUUGUAAUAAUAAAAUGAUUUGAAUAAACAAUUGUAGGCAGAGGAAACUGGGAAGGUAUAAAUUAUGUAAUAGAAUGAAUAGGAAUAGGAAUCAUAGGAGGAAAAUCCACAACUUUUGGGGGAUUAAAAAAAAUCAAAUAUUAGAAUAGUAUUUAAGAAACUGAAAUAGGAAAAUUGA